AUGGUUUCUUUCAAGAGCCUCCUCGUCGCCACCCUCGUCUCCAGCGUCGUGGCGACGCCACUCAAGAGCAAUACCUCCGACCUGCUUGUCAAGACCGUCGACAAAGUCCCUGAGAUCGAGGCGCGGGACAAGGCCAACUUCUACCCCGGCUUGCCGCUUCCCGCAGCCGCAAAGGAUACGACCAAAGUCAGGACCAGCUCCGCGGAUAGGGACUGCAGCUCGGCCGAAAAGGACAGGCUCGACGCGGAGAUCCAGAACAGGUACGCGUUGAAGGACCGUCUCGAUGCCGAGAUCAAGAGACGCGAGGACAUGAAGGAUGAGCUGGAUAGGGAGAUCCGCACCAGGCAGAGAGUGCCCAACUAA
Molecule: messenger RNA, 363 nt
Organism: Colletotrichum higginsianum IMI 349063
Lineage: Eukaryota; Fungi; Ascomycota; Sordariomycetes; Glomerellales; Glomerellaceae
Product: EC8 protein
Exons: 1
Coding region: 1-363 (120 amino acids)
Source: RefSeq, a predicted model, not a curated record